Molecule: messenger RNA, 3115 nt
Organism: Vidua macroura (Pin-tailed whydah)
Lineage: Eukaryota; Metazoa; Chordata; Aves; Passeriformes; Viduidae
Gene: PMM1
Product: phosphomannomutase 1
Exons: 8
Coding region: 594-1364 (256 amino acids)
Biological process (GO): mannose metabolic process; GDP-mannose biosynthetic process; protein N-linked glycosylation
Cellular component (GO): cytosol
Molecular function (GO): phosphomannomutase activity
Source: RefSeq, a predicted model, not a curated record
UAUGAGGCCGGCUGUCUGCAUCAUGCCAGCAUAAUACAGCGCUGUAUGAAUAUGGUCUGACCAGAUGGUCUAAUUAAAUCCUAAAUGACUCGUGGGGUAAAUGGUAGGCAGGUCAAAGCAAAAGCUACUGGCUUUGUGCAGAGGGUAUUUUCGCUUCCCCGGUGAAAAUAUUAACAGCAUCCCAUUGGAAAAGCAAUGACUAGGAAAGGUACUGAAUAGGAAAGUGCGUGCUGCUCCUGUCCCCUUCACUAGGGCCGAGAAACCCUCAGAGGAGCUGAACUUACCAGGUAGCACAAUGCAGAUGCACAGCCCCUCAGUUCCGGGGGGCGCUGCAGUAGUAACAGCGAAUGUGAAGACACGCUCCACACAUGCACCCUCCCCCAAACUCCAGGCCCUAAAACGAUUUAAGAGCUGAAGCGGGGAAGCUGUUCAAGACCCGCACCUUAGUGUAUCCCUGUAAGGGCCAUGGAAACGCGGGGAAGCAGACGAGGGGUGCCCGGCACCGCGGCACGUCCCGCCCGUGCGGCCCCGGAGGGCGGGCGGCCGCCAUCAGCUCCCGCGGUCCCGCCCCCCGCCCGCAGAGCCCGGGCGGGAUGGCGGCGGCGCGGGGUCGGGUGCUCUGUCUCUUCGACGUGGACGGGACCCUGACGCCGGCCCGGCAGAAAAUCGAGCCGGAGGUGGACGCGUUCCUGCGGGAACUUCGGGAGAGGGUGCACAUCGGCGUGGUGGGAGGCUCCGACUAUGCCAAGAUAGCUGAGCAGCUGGGGGAAGGGGACGAAGUUAUUGAUAAGUUUGACUACGUCUUCGCAGAGAACGGCACAGUGCAAUACAAGAAUGGGCAGCUGGUCUCCAAACAGGCCAUUCAGGACCACUUGGGGGAGGAGCUGCUGCAGGAUCUGAUCAAUUUCUGUCUCAACUACAUGGCGCUGCUGAAGCUGCCCAAGAAACGAGGGACCUUCAUUGAGUUUCGCAAUGGAAUGUUGAACAUCUCCCCCAUUGGUCGGAGCUGCACCCCAGAGGAGCGAAUCGAGUUCUCAGAGCUGGACAAGAAAGAGCGGAUACGGGAGAAGUUUGUGGCAGCCUUGCAGAGGGAAUUUGCUGGCAAAGGCCUGCGUUUCUCUCGAGGUGGCAUGAUCAGCUUUGACGUCUUCCCAGAGGGCUGGGACAAGCGCUACUGCCUCAACGUGCUCGAUGACGAGAGAUUUGACACCAUCCACUUCUUUGGGAACGAGACAACCCCUGGAGGGAACGAUUAUGAAAUCUAUGAUGAUCCCCGCACUGUAGGACACAGUGUCCAGUCCCCCCAGGACACAGUCCAGCGAUGCCGCGAAAUCUUCUUUCCAGAAAGAGCAAAUGAGUGCUGACUGCCCAGUCCCUGCAGCCCUGCCCCAGUCCCACUCUCUCCCCCCACCAGGAAAAGCACCUUCAUUUGAGGAAUCUGCUCAGGGUAGACCAAAAAAACACUUGACAGAGCUGGUCAGGAUGUAACACGUGAGUGUGGGUGGGUGGCAGGAGGGGGCCUUGGCUGAGCAGCCCCUCAGUGCUCCCCGUGUGUGGCUGGGGGUCACCAGGCCCUCGUUGCCUCCAGGGAAAUUUCUCUCUUGACAGUUCAGCUGCGGUGGGCAGUGAUGCAGAUGCUUUUGUGGUCAGAAAGCAUUUGAAAGGGCCAAAGAGUGAGUGUAUGUCCAUCCUGCACUCCCUUUCCUCUCCUCUUCUCUCCUUUUCCAUGCACUUUCUUGUAACACUUGUGCAUGAGGGAACAUGUGGCUCACCUUCCUCUCCCCCUUGCACCUUGGCCAGAGAGGCUGGGGCUGCUGAGGCUCGAGGCAUUCACCAGAACUGCUCUGAGGCAGGAGGCCAGGAAGGCUGUUUGCUCCAAGCCUGUGGUAGGAAGGAGUAGCUGAGAUCCCAGCUUGUUGCACCAUUAUGCUUUCUAAUGGAGAGGUCCCCCUGUCCUUCCCAUCAGUGCCACAGUGUGCCAGUCCCUCCCUGCAGAUGACCUGGGAACAACAGCUUUAACAUGGCUGAGCUGCUGCUCUGAGCUUUGCUCGGAUGCAUAAAGAAACCAAUUCUUCUCUUUAGCUUACAGAAAACACCUAGGGUUUAUUUCCUAUAUUAUUCCCUAUUUUCAAGUCAGACCUGGAGAAUCUUGGCACUUCAUGCUAUGGAACAGUUUGGGGUAGAAGGAUUUCCAGUGGUCUUCCCACUAAUGUAUCCACUGGGCAUCACAGAAUCACAGAAUUGUUAGGGUUGGAAGGGUCCUCUGGAAAUCAUCUAGUCCAACCCUCCUGCCAAGGCACGGUCACCUUGAGCAGGUGACAGGAAUGUGUCCAGGUGGGUUUUGAAUGUCUUCAGAAAGGGAGACUCCCCAGUCUCCCCGGGCAGCCUGUUCCAGUGCUUAGCCACCCUCGAUGUAAACAAGUUCUUCCUCAUGUUGAAGUGGAGCCUCGUGUUUUAGUUUAUGGCCAUUGCUCAUCAUCCUGUCGGUGGGCACCACCAAAGAGAACCUGGCACCAUCCUCUUGGCACCUGCCUUUGAGAUGUUUAUAUACAUUAAUGAGAUCCUCACGCAGUCUUCUCUUCUCUGGACUAAACAGGCCCAGCUCCCACAGUCCUCAUAAGAGAAAUGUGUCCUUAUAAAACCUUACCCAGGGCAUUCAUAACAGACCAAGUCUUCUUCCCUCCCCAGUGCUCAGCUUUCCAUCCUGCUGCCAGAGGCAUUUUAAGCAGGGGUCAACACUGGUUGACCCGAAACACCUGGUUCAUAGAGCUACUGGAGGUACCUGCUCAGCAGUGUCCUCCAAGCUUGCUCUUCCCCCCAUCUCAUCCCACACACCCAGUUUACAAGCUCACCUUUAGGGAGACAGGAUGUCCAGUGCAAUUGUCAUAUGUCCUGUUCCUCUCCCUGGAUCUUUGUGGGUUGCAAACCCACAUCUUUCCUUCAGCCUUUGACCUUCUCCCUCACAUUGUUAUUUUAUUCCCAGCAGUUGCAUUGUGGUGUGUGGCCACAAUGGUGACACUUGUCACAACUUGGUGCUCAAAAGGAGCUCAGGGAUCCCCUCCAUGGAGAUGUCCUGCUUGUAGCUCCCCAAGGUACACAGAUCUGGUGUUUGUGG